GCUGCUUUCAGUGUUCUCUCCCGGCUUUUGUGUCAAGAUGGUGCUUGUGAUGUUUAAAUGUCCCUUCGUCAUUUCUUGUUAAAGGUGCUCGGCAUUCGGCGGCUUUAAUGUUCCGCGCGGCUAACCGAAAAAGCAUCGGCAAAGCGGGGAACGGCUGGCACUUUCGCCGGACAAUGGACGAGCUGGUCCAUGAUCUGGUGUCAGCCCUGGAGGAGAGCUCGGAGCAGGCGGCGCGCGGUGGCUUCGGCGACGGCGGAGAUCACGCGUUGACAGUGGGCUGCUUGCUAAAGAGGCAGGCGAGGAAGCGCAGGGGCAGGAAACGGCGCUCGGACAACCCGCACCCGCCCUGGGAGACGGGCCACCUGAGCGAGGGCUCGGAGUCCAGUGUGGAAGAGCACAAGGACUAUCGUGCGGGCACAGGUGGGGUAUCUGCCUCUAACAGCCACGCUCGCGACAACAGCGACUCGGACGAGCAGAUGGGCCCUAAACGCCGCACCCCCCAGACAUCCGACAUAGGCAGGAGUAAGCGGCCCCUGUGGCUGGACGACCCGGGGGUCCUGGGAUCUGCCGAGGGAACGCGCAGCCUCAGGCGACGGCGCAAGGUCAAGCGCAUGGCUGUGGACCCCCCCGCCGAACCGGAGCCCCCUUCCACCAUGAUGCCGGCCCCCCCGUCAGUCCCCAAGGCUCGCUCGGCAGGCACCAGACCCCACCGGCUGAGUCCGAGCGAGGGCCGGGUCGCCAUGGAGGUUUGCGGAGGUGGCCUGCGGGCGGUGGGAGGGAAGAACAGGAUGAAGAAAAGGAAGCUAACCCCCCAAAAGGUGGGGGCGGAUGCUGCCGACGAAGGCGUGGUCGUGGAGAGCGAGGAGCCCAUCUCGUCUCUGGUGGAAGGAUGCAGGGACAAGAUGGAGCUGGAGGAGCAGAAGGGCUCGGAUGAGGAGAUGAGUGACAGCGAAACCAGCAGCGUGAGUAACAGCAGCGACGGAGGCCUCUACACCAACGAUGAAGGCAGGCAAGGUGACGACGAGCAGAGCGACUGGUUCUGCGAGGGCGAACCUGGCUCUGGCGCCGGGGGUGCAUGCGGCGUGGCGGGCGUCAUCCCUUGGUGGGAGAGGGACGCGGGCGCCGAAGAGCUGGACUUGAACGACCAGGUCUUCAACAACAUCCUCACGGGCUCCUUCCCACUCAUGACCCCCGAAACAAAGAGAGGGUUCCAGGCCCGGUUAAACCGUCUCGACGGACACUCGAGGCCCUGCGACGACGAGCUGGAGGGUAGCAGUGGUCAGGGCUUUGUUGAGACCCACGAGCCGUGGUUCAGCUCAAGCCCAAGGCGGGAACAUGGACAGUUGCACUGGGACACUCGAAUAGAACGAGGCCAUCGCAGGAGCUGCUCGGUAAAAACAGCCAACAGACAGACAAGCGGGCACCUCGGCUCUCUGUGCAUGGGGGACGUCAAGCGGAGGAGGAAGGCAGCCCCCCUUGGUUCCAUGGCGCCCUCGGCGUCGCUGGGCGAGAACCUGCCGCCCAUUCCCGACAACAACGUGGGCAACCGCAUGCUGCAGAGAAUGGGAUGGACCCCGGGCAUGGGCCUGGGUCCCGACGGGAUGGGCAUCACGGAGCCCAUCCGGACCCUACAGAGACCAAAGGGAGCCGGGUUGGGCUUCAACUGAACUCUGUCAUGUCAAAGGUGGAGGGGUGAGGAAAAUAUGUGGGAUGAAGACUUUCCCAUAUUGGGGAGACUUGUUUGGGACAUGAGCUGAAUCAAGGACUGAACCCCCACGUUGGAGGUCAUGUUAUGACCUUUUCUGCCUCAUCGAACAACUGUCAGGCCACCGGAUAAGUGAGAAACUGAUGGACUUCAUCUUGCACUGCCCAGGUCAGUGGAAUAUCUAAUGUUGUGCGCAAUCUGGACUGUACUUUUAAGAUUUAUGUUUCAUUAUAUUACACUCUAUGGAUGUCUCCCUCUGUUUUUAAUAUUCAUCUUGGAAAAAAAACCAACACCUGGCCUUUUUUUUUUUGUAAUCAUGAACUUGUUGCGUAUGGCGUAAAUUGUUUUAGAACAAUGCUGAUGAUAGUUAAUGAUGACAUUUCAAUCAUUUAAUGUUCCAGUGUAUAGACUUGGAAAUUCGGUUGACAGAAGACAGAGUAGCUGAAUGACUUGUGGUUUGCAUUUUAAACUAGUAAGCGGUAAAGUACCCACAAAGAUGGGCGUCAGUUUAUAACGGAAAGGAAGAUUUCAUAUUUCUGAUCCUUUUUGUGUAUUCCUUUAAAUUGAAUAAGUUGGUCUUGACUGACACACUUCUGGUGGU
Syngnathoides biaculeatus (alligator pipefish) is the source of this 2306-nucleotide messenger RNA. It is a transcript of the gene gpatch2, whose product is annotated as G patch domain containing 2. The coding region runs from base 108 to 1667 and encodes 519 amino acids. The record is from RefSeq and is a predicted model, not a curated record. Gene Ontology annotation, molecular function: nucleic acid binding. Lineage: Eukaryota; Metazoa; Chordata; Actinopteri; Syngnathiformes; Syngnathidae. The transcript is spliced from 10 exons.